CAAGUUCUUUAAGUUCAAAGUCGAUUGAAAAUGUAAGUGCCUCCUGUCCGCUGCUCACCAAGGAAAUAUUUAACGCGCUGAGUGGAGAAACGAGCUAGGGAUCAAGUAGUUGGAAGAUAGCUAAGUCGCGACCAGCGGCCCUUUACGAUUACAGCUACAGCGGCGGCCACGGAUCGCAACCAGAGUGCCACGAGCACCAGCUCCAGCACCAGCUCCAGGAUGCCCAAGCUCUACAACGGCGUCUACAGCGGCCAGUGCGGCGCCCUCUCCCCACCUGACCUCAUGGAGGCCCAGCCGAAGCUGCUGCCCAAGCCAAGGAGCAACAGCAGCGGCAGCACCGGGCGGAACAGCAAGUACUGGAUAUUUUCAAUGAUAAUCGAGCGCAGCGCGGGUCCCAAGCGGAUGGAAAUCGAUGGCGAUGAUGCGGACACGCCGCUGGAGGCCAUCCUGCCAGCCGAACCGCCGGCGGAGGUCUGCCUCUUGCGUGACAGCCCCUUCAGGAUAUUGCGGUCGACAAUGAUUUCGGGCGACAAGGAGACUCCUAAGGGGGAAGACUUCGCCAGUGCGCUGCGAUUCUUGAUGGGCGGCUGUGUCCGCGAAUCGGAGAUGACUGCAAUGGCGCCGCUUAACCUGCCCAAAAAGUGGGCACGCAUCCUGCGGAUGUCCUCGGCGCCAAAGAUACCAAUCGUGGACUAUCUGGAGGCGGCUGAGUCCGGAAACCUAGACGACUUCAAGCGACUCUUUAUGGCGGACAACUCGCGCAUUGCUUUAAAGGAUGCGAAAGGACGAACGGCUGCUCAUCAGGCGGCUGCCCGUAAUAGGGUUAACAUUUUGCGCUACAUUCGCGACCAGAACGGCGACUUUAAUGCGAAGGAUAAUGCCGGCAAUACGCCGCUCCACAUCGCCGUGGAGUGCGAUGCCUACGACGCUCUGGACUAUCUAUUGUCCAUCCCAGUGGAUACGGGAGUGCUGAACGAGAAGAAGCAGGCCCCAGUGCACCUGGCCACCGAGCUGAACAAGGUGAAGUCCCUGCGGGUGAUGGGUCAGUACCGCAAUGUCAUCGAUAUCCAGCAGGGCGGCGAGCAUGGACGCACUGCUCUGCACUUGGCCGCCAUCUACGAUCACGAGGAGUGCGCUCGCAUCCUGAUAACUGAGUUCGAUGCAUGCCCACGUAAGCCCUGUAACAAUGGUUAUUAUCCCAUACACGAAGCGGCCAAGAAUGCCAGCUCCAAGACAAUGGAGGUCUUCUUCCAGUGGGGCGAGCAGCGCGGUUGCACCCGCGAGGAGAUGAUAUCCUUCUACGACUCGGAGGGCAAUGUGCCGCUCCACUCGGCUGUCCAUGGUGGCGACAUCAAGGCUGUGGAGCUCUGCCUCAAGUCCGGCGCCAAGAUAUCCACGCAGCAACACGAUCUCUCGACGCCAGUGCACCUGGCUUGUGCCCAGGGAGCCAUCGACAUUGUGAAGCUCAUGUUCGAGAUGCAGCCGAUGGAGAAGCGUCUCUGUCUGAGUUGCACGGACGUGCAGAAGAUGACGCCGCUGCACUGCGCCUCCAUGUUCGAUCAUCCGGACAUCGUGUCCUAUCUGGUGGCCGAGGGAGCUGACAUCAAUGCCCUGGACAAGGAGCACCGCUCUCCGUUGCUUCUGGCGGCAUCGCGAAGCGGUUGGAAAACAGUCCACCUGCUGAUCCGCCUGGGGGCGUGCAUUAGUGUCAAGGACGCCGCCGCCCGCAACGUGCUGCACUUCGUCAUCAUGAACGGCGGGCGGCUGACGGACUUCGCCGAGCAGGUGGCCAACUGCCAGACGCAGGCGCAGCUGAAGCUGCUGCUCAACGAGAAGGACAGCAUGGGCUGCUCGCCGCUGCACUACGCCAGUCGGGAUGGGCACAUCCGGUCGCUGGAGAACCUCAUUCGACUGGGCGCCUGCAUCAAUCUGAAGAACAACAACAACGAGAGUCCGCUGCACUUUGCCGCUCGCUACGGAAGGUACAACACGGUGCGGCAGCUCCUGGACUCCGAGAAGGGAUCGUUCAUCAUCAACGAGAGUGAUGGGGCAGGGAUGACGCCACUGCACAUAUCCUCGCAGCAAGGACACACACGAGUGGUGCAGCUGCUGCUCAAUCGAGGAGCCCUGCUCCAUCGGGACCACACCGGACGCAAUCCUCUCCAGCUGGCGGCCAUGUCCGGAUACACCGAGACCAUCGAGCUGCUGCACUCGGUGCACUCGCAUCUGCUCGAUCAGGUGGACAAGGACGGGAACACCGCUCUCCACCUGGCCACCAUGGAGAAUAAGCCCCAUGCGAUCUCCGUGCUGAUGUCUAUGGGCUGCAAGCUGGUCUACAACGUUCUGGACAUGAGUGCCAUUGACUACGCCAUCUACUACAAGUAUCCGGAGGCAGCCCUGGCCAUGGUGACCCACGAGGAGCGUGCCAACGAGGUGAUGGCUCUGCGUUCGGACAAGCAUCCGUGCGUCACCCUGGCGCUGAUUGCCUCCAUGCCCAAGGUAUUCGAGGCGGUGCAGGACAAGUGCAUCACCAAGGCCAACUGCAAGAAGGACUCGAAGAGCUUCUACAUCAAGUACUCUUUCGCAUUCUUGCAAUGCCCCUUUAUGUUUGCCAAGAUCGAUGAGAAAACCGGAGAGUCGAUUACGACCGCCAGUCCCAUUCCGUUGCCGGCUUUGAAUACCAUGGUUACCCAUGGCAGGGUGGAGCUGCUGGCCCAUCCGCUCAGCCAGAAGUAUCUGCAGAUGAAGUGGAACUCGUACGGCAAGUACUUUCACCUGGCCAACCUGCUGAUCUACUCGAUAUUCCUGGUCUUUGUAACCAUCUACUCCUCGCUGAUGAUGAACAACAUUGAAUUGAAGGCUGGCGACAACAAGACGAUGAGUCAAUACUGCAACAUGGGGUGGGAGCGGCUGACCAUGAAUCUCUCCCAGAACCCGUCGGUAGCAUCCCAGAUUCGUUUGGAUUCCUGUGAAGAGCGCAUCAAUAGAACCACUGCAAUACUUUUCUGUGCGGUGGUCAUUGUGGUCUAUAUACUGCUCAACUCGAUGCGGGAACUUAUACAGAUAUACCAGCAGAAAGUGCACUAUAUCCUGGAGACGGUUAACUUGAUAUCCUGGGUGCUGUACAUCUCGGCCUUGGUGAUGGUAACGCCGGCAUUUCAGCCGGAUGGAGCAAUCAAUACCAUCCAUUACUCGGCCGCUUCAAUCGCCGUGUUUCUGUCCUGGUUCCGCUUGCUGCUAUUCCUGCAAAGAUUCGACCAGGUCGGCAUCUAUGUGGUCAUGUUCCUGGAGAUUCUGCAGACGCUCAUUAAAGUGCUGAUGGUGUUCUCCAUACUGAUAAUUGCCUUUGGCCUGGCUUUCUAUAUACUACUUUCGAAGAUUAUUGACCCCCAACCGAACCACUUGUCCUUCUCCAACAUACCUAUGUCCUUGCUGCGCACUUUCUCCAUGAUGCUGGGCGAGCUGGACUUUGUGGGUACCUAUGUGAACACCUACUAUCGGGACCAGCUGAAGGUGCCCAUGACCUCGUUCUUGAUUUUGAGCGUUUUUAUGAUCCUUAUGCCCAUUCUCCUGAUGAACUUGCUCAUCGGUUUGGCCGUCGGCGAUAUCGAGUCAGUGCGUCGCAAUGCCCAGCUCAAGAGGCUGGCCAUGCAGGUGGUGCUCCACACAGAGCUGGAGAGGAAGUUGCCCCAUGUCUGGCUGCAGCGAGUGGACAAGAUGGAGCUCAUCGAGUAUCCCAAUGAAACCAAGUGCAAGCUCGGCUUCUGCGAUUUCAUCCUGCGCAAGUGGUUCUCGAAUCCGUUCACCGAGGAUUCUUCCAUGGACGUCAUAUCCUUCGACAACAACGAUGACUACAUCAACGCGGAAUUGGAACGGCAGCGGCGAAAGUUGCGCGACAUUAGUCGAAUGCUGGAGCAACAGCACCAGCUGGUGCGGCUUAUUGUCCAGAAGAUGGAGAUCAAGACGGAGGCGGAUGACGUGGACGAGGGUAUAUCGCCAAACGAGCUGCGCUCCGUAGUCGGCCUGAGAUCGGCGGGCGGAAAUCGAUGGAACUCACCACGAGUCCGGAAUAAACUAAGAGCCGCAUUGAGCUUCAACAAGAGCAUGUAGAUCCCUUCGUUCGGCGGGACUCUCGGCAUUAUAAGAAAAUCUGUGUAUCGUCCUUAGUAGAAAAUUGCACCUUUUUAAAUGUAUCUCUAUGUGUGUGUAAAUCGUUGUCCCACAGUGACGUGGCUCGUGUGUGUGUAUGUGAAGAUCGUAAUGUGUGAGGUCCUAAAAGGAAUAAUACAUCGAAUUUAUAGGCAAGGACCGUGGGCUGUUCUCGUAACUUGAUUAAGCUGUGGAUUUCAACAGAUCU
This is a messenger RNA of Drosophila teissieri, 4357 nucleotides long. RefSeq names its product transient receptor potential cation channel subfamily A member 1 (gene TrpA1). Gene Ontology annotation, molecular function: protein binding; monoatomic ion channel activity. Gene Ontology annotation, cellular component: membrane. Lineage: Eukaryota; Metazoa; Arthropoda; Insecta; Diptera; Drosophilidae. Gene Ontology annotation, biological process: monoatomic ion transport; transmembrane transport. The transcript has 18 exons. The coding region runs from base 220 to 4110 and encodes 1296 amino acids. The record is from RefSeq and is a predicted model, not a curated record.